Messenger RNA from Bombus terrestris (buff-tailed bumblebee), 1072 nucleotides. RefSeq lists its product as uncharacterized. NCBI's taxonomy places the organism in Eukaryota, Metazoa, Arthropoda, Insecta, Hymenoptera, Apidae. The record is from RefSeq and is a predicted model, not a curated record. The transcript has 3 exons. The coding region runs from base 273 to 992 and encodes 239 amino acids.
AUUUCGAUUUCGUGUUACCUAACGUUUUAAGAGGCAAUUAAGAUCUCCGAUUUCUCAGACAGCACACUUUUCGCUUUCGGUUAAGUCUUCCCUUUUUUUAUGCCACUUGGAUCCACGGAGGUCAUUGUAAUUUUCUUGCACACGUACAGCAAUCACUGUCAUUACUAUAUGUAUGUAUACAUCCUGUUUGAAUACUUAUCCCUUCCUCGGAGCUAUUCCUUCGUACAACAUCGAAAACUCUGCUCGAAAAAAUAGUACCAAUCGAAGAAACAAUGGAGAAACGAAUAAGAGAGAUCGUUCUUUUCGUCUUUUUGACGGCGUUUGCAUGGGAAAAUUAUAUAUCGUGUAUAGAGAUUUCUUCACAGAUUGUAUUUGAUUCUCAAGAAAAUGAACGAGAUUCGAACGAUUUCUACUCGAAAGAUUCUCUUAAUUUAAACCAAGUUAACGAUCAAUUAGCAACGACUCGACAGAUUCCUAAAUCUUUCAUCUUCGCGAUAAACAGUGAGAAUGCAUUUAGAAUGUCGAAUAAAAAAAGGAGUCAUUUUAUACAAGAUGAUUCAACGAAGCAGCCAACUGUUAUUAAUAAUAUUCAAAUUAUCGUGAAUGAAAAUGGAACAAAGUCCGGCAUAGACGUAUGCAAAAAUGGGAUUUGUAACAUCUCAGUCUCGUCAAGACUCAAUAACGAAGGUAACAUUGUAACUGACGUUCAUCUUACCGUAAUAACAAAAUUAGAGGCUGAUUUAAAGACGAAUGAUAUUCCAAUUGUGGAUGGAGUUCGUGGUGUAGCAAAUACGUAUGAUCUUGGUCUUCGUCAUCUAAAUCGUUCACGUCCAUCGACAUAUUUAUACAAUACUCCACAGAUCCAAAGUCGUUACCAAGGCGGUGAACCUUGGUACCAAGGCCGAAGGAGUUUUCAAAGACCUCGAUUUAAACCUGUUGUUGACGACAAAAUAGAAUCGCCUCUUAGCAAAACUCAAUGGAACAAGGAAUAAAAAUCAAGAAAUUAUUAAUGUACGAUGUUCCUCUUGUGAACAAUAUCAUCGUGUUUAAUAAAAUAUAAAUAACGACUUUA